AUGAGUAGGAAUCGCGAAAACUCUGAGUUAGAUAUUGAUAUUGUUUACAAUCAAUGUUUGAUUAAUCUUGAAGAUAUGGUCAUUGCUAUGUCAGGUAAGACUCUUUUACAAUUUGGUCUCACUUCACCAUCUCGAGAACAAGAAUCUGGUAUUAUUAAUCAACAAUAUUUAAAUGAAUUAGCUUAUGACACUGAUAAGUUAACCGAAGAAGUGAUAAAAAGUGUUCCGAUACUGAAUAAAGAACAGAAAGAAGCAUAUGAAUCUAUAUUGAAUAGUGUCGUUUCUGAUUCUGGACGAUUGUUCUUCCUUGAUGCUCCUGGUGGAACGGGAAAAACAUUCUUGAUUAAUUUGUUGCUUGCGAAAAUUAGAAGUGAAAAAAGUAUUGCUAUUGCUGUUGCUUCUUCAGGAAUUGCGGCUACUUUAAUUCACGGAGGCAAAACAGCUCACUCGACAUUUAAAUUACCUCUUGAAAUGAAUCAUUCUGAUAAUAUUCUAUGCAAUAUUUCUAAGCAGAGUUAUAUGGCUCACGUUAUCAGAGAAGCAAAACUGAUAGUAUGGGAUGAAUGCACUAUGGCUCACAAAAAUGCUAUUUAA
This is a messenger RNA of Microplitis demolitor, 594 nucleotides long. Its product is annotated as ATP-dependent DNA helicase PIF4-like. Gene Ontology annotation, biological process: telomere maintenance; DNA repair. The transcript has a single exon. Gene Ontology annotation, molecular function: DNA helicase activity. The record is from RefSeq and is a predicted model, not a curated record. Lineage: Eukaryota; Metazoa; Arthropoda; Insecta; Hymenoptera; Braconidae. The coding region runs from base 1 to 594 and encodes 197 amino acids.